UUUGAUAAAUUUAAGGUUCUCCAUAAAAGCAAUGAACAAGAUAAGAAAAAGACAACUUUUCAGCACCAAACACAACUUUGUAGCAACAUAGACAUCACAUCAACACACACAUGUAUGAAAACUCACGAGUGUAUCACCGUCCCUCAUCUCAGGAACACACACAUACUCUUUCUCUUUCUCUUGUUCAAUUCUCAAGCUACUCAUUCAUUCACACAUUUGAGGUUGUUGAACUCUUCACGAGCUAUAACCAUUUACGUGUCUCUUUAUUCACCCACUCUCUUCUUCUUCAGUGGUCCACCACACACCUUUCUCUUUUUGAUCAAUCUCAAACGUUGUUAAAGCUUUAUCUUUUAUGAUCAUGAUAAUAUGAAGUGAGUUUUUACCUUAUUGGUGUUGCUUGCUUGUUUCAUGUUAAAUGGAUCGACCUGUGAUUGUUGUUGGGCCAGGAAUGGAUAUGCCGAUUAUGCAUGAUAGUGAUCGUUAUGAACUUGUUCGUGAUAUUGGUUCGGGUAAUUUCGGGGUUGCUAGGCUUAUGAGAGAUAAACAAACUGAGGAACUUGUUGCUGUUAAGUAUAUUGAGAGAGGUGAAAAGAUUGAUGAAAAUGUACAAAGAGAAAUUAUAAAUCACAGAUCAUUGAGGCAUCCGAAUAUUGUUAGGUUCAAGGAGGUUAUGUUGACUCCAACGCAUUUAGCGAUUGUAAUGGAGUAUGCUUCUGGAGGAGAGUUAUUCGAGCGAAUAUGCAAUGCAGGGCGAUUCAGUGAGGAUGAGGCGCGAUUCUUCUUCCAACAACUUAUAUCGGGUGUUAGCUAUUGUCAUUCAAUGCAAGUAUGUCAUCGUGACUUGAAGUUGGAAAACACAUUGUUAGACGGUAGUGCAGCUCCGCGUUUGAAGAUUUGUGAUUUUGGAUAUUCAAAGUCCUCAGUACUACAUUCGCAACCAAAAUCUACCGUUGGUACUCCUGCAUAUAUAGCUCCUGAAGUUUUGCUCAAAAAGGAAUAUGAUGGAAAGAUUGCAGAUGUUUGGUCUUGUGGAGUGACAUUAUAUGUCAUGUUGGUGGGUGCUUAUCCUUUUGAAGAUCCAGAGGAACCUAAAAAUUUCCGCAAGACAAUACAUAGGAUUUUAAAUGUUCAGUAUUCAAUUCCUGACUAUGUUCAUAUAUCUCCUGAAUGCCAGCAUCUGAUUUCAAGGAUUUUUGUUGCUGAUCCUGCAAAGAGAAUAAGUAUUCCUGAGAUUAGAAACCAUGAGUGGUUUAUGAAGAACCUUCCAACUGAUCUCAUGGAUGAGAAUGGAACAAACGAUCAGUUUGAGGAGCCUGAUCAACCAACGCAAAGUGUCGAAGAAAUCAUGCAGAUAAUUGCGGAGGCGACAGUUCCUGCAGCAGGAACUCAGAGCCACAACCAGUAUCUUACUGGAAGUUUGGAUAUUGAUGAUGACAUGGAAGAGGAUUUAGACACUGAUCCUGACCUCGAUAUUGAUAGCAGUGGAGAGAUAGUUUAUGCUAUGUAAACCAGUGGAAGGAAUGUGAUUGAAUUUUCCAUGAUCCAUCAUGGUUGUAUUUAUGUUUGUGUUGCUUUGCUUUGCAUUCAUAGCUGUUUCUUUUUAAUAGUAUUACAAAUACAUUAAAUGAAAAAGAACUGUAUGUAUGUACUAUGUAUAUAUCAUGUGUAUCUAUAUAUGUAUAUUUGCUUGUAUCUAAAUAUUUCAAAAGGGCUUCUAUUUU
This is a messenger RNA of Lathyrus oleraceus (garden pea), 1721 nucleotides long. RefSeq names its product serine/threonine-protein kinase SRK2E. Gene Ontology annotation, cellular component: nucleus. Bases 416 to 1507 code for a protein of 363 amino acids. Gene Ontology annotation, biological process: protein phosphorylation. Gene Ontology annotation, molecular function: protein serine/threonine kinase activity; ATP binding. The transcript has 9 exons. The record is from RefSeq and is a predicted model, not a curated record. NCBI's taxonomy places the organism in Eukaryota, Viridiplantae, Streptophyta, Magnoliopsida, Fabales, Fabaceae.